Molecule: messenger RNA, 3312 nt
Organism: Schistosoma mattheei
Lineage: Eukaryota; Metazoa; Platyhelminthes; Trematoda; Strigeidida; Schistosomatidae
Source: the annotation of a GenBank genome assembly
AUGACUUAUGAUAAAACCCGCUUAAAAUUCAAUUCAAAUAUAUCUUAUUAUAAUCAUAAUAAACAAUUUGAUUUACCAUCAUUACUGGCUACUGGAAAAUUUUAUAUUGAUGAAUAUGGUUUUCUUGUUACAUCCAAUGGUACACGUUAUCGUAUCCCAUCUGGUCCACCAGAAGGUCGUAAACCAUUACAAUUUAAUCAAUUACCAAUUAUUAAUAAUAAGAAUAAAUCAAUAAUUCAUUUCAAUUAUCCAAUCAAUAUAAUCAAUAAAUCCCAUGAAACUAUUCAUAUUGAAUUACAAGAUACUCAUAAAUUAAUCAAUAAUUCUGAUCAUGAUUAUGAUGAAUAUCAUCAUAAUAGUAUUAUGCCCUCCUCCUCCUCCUCAUUAUCAUUAUUACCAUUACCUUAUAUGAAAUCCAAUCUAUCAAUGAAACCAUUGAAUAAUAGUUCAUCUAUGAACUUCAUUCAUUCAAAUCAACAUCAUCAUGAUAAUCAUCAUCAUCCUAGUGAUACAUUACAUACAUUGAUUGGAAUUUCGUGUAAUCAUAGUAAUCAUGAAAAUAAACAAUUGACUACUACCAAUACUACUAAUUAUGAAUAUAAAGAUAUAUUGUGUAAUCAUCUUUUUAAAAAUCAAUCAAUCCCAUGUCAGUGUAUUACUGAUUUAAACCCAGUGACUAAUUGUCCAUAUGUAUAUAAACAAUUGAAAGGUAACAAUCACACUAGGAAUACUACUACUCAUAAAGAUAAUAAUCUUAGUACUAUAAUGAAUUCUAAUAUUAAAAACUUAUCAUAUCCAUGUUGUAAUGUAAAUUCUAAUUGUGAUUUACAUUCAUCUCUAUUACAUAAUCAUAAAAAAAUUAUAUGUAUUGCAUUAAUACAAAAAACUACCUUAGAUACUACCUAUGAUAUAACAUAUCAUCAUGAAUUUAUAUGUCUAUUAUCGAAUUCAUUAGCCACAGAUACACUAUUAUGUGUUCGUUUAUACCUAGUAACUAUAUUUAUAUUAUGUUCAUUUAUUAUAUUCUAUAUACAAAUCAUCAUGAAAAUGGUAAUCACCAUCAUAGAUUUUACAAGUUUUCAAUUACCUAAAUAUUCUUUCUAUAAACGAUUUCUAUUUACUAUCAUACAUAAUACUACUAAUAAGCAUACUACUUAUAAUCAUGAUAGUAAUCAUAUUUAUUUUCAACAAAAUUUUGCAUAUAUUGCUUUAAUUCAUUCAAUUCCAUGGGCAUUAGCUGCUGGUACAUCAUUAUUGAUUGCUUUUUUAUUUCAAACACCUAUACAUUCAAAUUCAUUGAUAAUCAAUAAAUCAAUAUUUAAUCAUAGUCAAUAUACAUGGAUGGAAUCAAUCAAAUCAAAUCAUAUAAAUCUAUUAUUUAAUGGAUUACAUUCAUUAUUGACAUGUUCUAUGAAGAGAACAACAUCAUUAUCGGCAUCACUGUCGUCGACAUCAACUUCUAUGAAUCCUGAUGUCAUGACAACUAAUACUUCUACAUGGAUAUCAUCAAUUCUUUUAAUUAUUAUCCCAUUAUUAUUACAAAUAAUGAUGAUUAUAUUAUUUAUUAUAUUAUUAUAUAUGAUUAUAUCUUAUAUUAAUCAUAGAAAUUGUAUUAUAUAUAAAUUAAAAUUACCUAAUCAAUCAAUAGUAUUGAUAAUAUUGAUUUUAUUGAUCGAAUUGAUUAGUUUAUGUAUACCAAUUGUAUAUUAUUUUAUUAUGACGUAUUAUUCAAUUAAUGAUAAACAAUUAUUAUUUAUUACACGUAUUAUUAUAUUACAUUUUUGUAUUGAUCCAAUUUUAUUGAUUUAUAUAAUACAAAAAUGCCUUAGUAACAAACAUAUUUUAAUGCUUAGUAACAAAUUUAAUAUAAUCCAUAUGAAAUCAAUAAAAAAUAAUAAAAAUAAUCAAUUAAUUGAUUAUCAUUCAUUAGAAUGUAUUAAUAAUAAUAACAAUAAUGAUAAUAAUGAAAUGAAACCAUUAACAUCACCUAUACAUUUGUUUAAUUGUUUACCAAUGCAUCAUUCAAAUACCAUUACUACUACUACUUAUACUACUACUAAUACUACUUAUAAUAGUAAUAAUAAUAUUCAAUCUGUUGUUAUGCCAUAUUUAACUGAUUCAGGAUAUUUUGUAUCAACAAUCAAUAAUCAUAAUAAUAAUGAUAAUCAUUCACUGAUUACAUCAUCAAUCAUCAAUAAUGAUAAAAUCAAUAUGAAUAAUUAUAUAUUACCCAUAACAACGGAUACAAUUGAAGUAACUAUGCCUAAUAUAUAUCCGAAUAAUAAUAUUAAUAAUAGUAGUAUUACUCGUAGUAGUAAUAAUAAUAUACAUCUAAAAGAUUCAUCAUUAUUAACCCCAGUUACAGAAAUGAAUAAUCAUAAUACAUUAAUCUAUAAAAAUAUGCAUGAUGCCUAUCCACAAUUAUGUCAACAUCAUCAACGUUUAUUAGCUGAACAAUAUAAACAACCAAUUAUGGAUACAAUAAAACGUAAUCGUCAUUUUACUAAUGUACCACGUAUGAAUCAAACGGUAACAACAACACAUUUUAAUGCAUUAUCUCUCAAUAAAUCAAUCAAUGAAUGUUCCAAUAAUAAUAAUACAAUACCUCAUAUAAUGAAUGAAAUGGUAUGUACACAACAGCAUAGUACAGCAACAGCAGCUGUGAUGGCAGCUGCAGCAGCUGCAGUAGCAGCACAAGCAAGUACAUUAACUAAACCAAUACAUUCAUUAUUAGAUUCAAUACAAAUGACACCUAAUCCAUUAUUAUUUAUAAAUGAACAAAAAACAAUAGAACAAUCUAUAUCAAAUGAUAAUCAAUAAUGAAUUAUGAACAAAUGAAUGAUUAAGAUUAAACAAGUGUAUAAUAUCAGAGGAUGUUUUGUGGAAAUUUUUUAGAAAUUUCACUGAUUAAAAUCAUGAAUCAAUUGAAGUUAGACCAUCAUAGAAAACCUGGAAGUACUAGAUGGCCGUUACGUCCUAGUAUGGGACUCCUCAGCAGUGUACGGUAGUACAACUUCGUGGAUUAGUUGAAGGUGGACAAUAACACCGCUGGAUGCCGGCUCAGUAGUCUAGUUGGUUAAGCACCUGACGCAAGACUGAUAGGUCGUGGGUUCGGAUCUCGCGGGAUGCGGGACUGCUGAGGAGUCACAUGCUAGGACGAAAUGGCAGUUCAGUACUUCCAGGUUUUCCAUAGUGAUCUAGCUACAAUUGACUCAUGAUUCCAAUCACUGAAGUGUAUUAUAAUUCAAUGAUUCAUUCAAUUCAUUAUAAGAUGAAUAUUAUUUCUGUAUAUAAGAUUUUUAUUCAUUCAUU